AUGAAUACAGCAGCGGCUGCACGUACAACCAGAAGGUUAUGAGGAGGUUAUUUCCACUCAGACUGCUGCAGGAUUCGUACACGCAAGAAAAAUCUAAAGCCUCCCCCGGGCUGCCACACACGGAGAACAGCAGACAGACACCGACGCGCCAUUUGGCUCACUGGCCGAUUUGCACCGGUCUUUUGUUUUCUGCAUCUGUGCUGCAUCAAGGACAGACACGUCGGAGCGAUAAGAGAAUCCAUGAGAAACGCUUCGAGCAGGAAACCGCUUCAGUAUCACGGUUGUGUGAGGAUUGAGCCAUGGAUGCUGGGAGGCUGGAGCAGCAGGUGGCCAGUGUGGAGAGAGGCAUCACCUUUCUGAAGCAGGAGCACCUGGCCAUGCUGACCGGUCUGCAGAUGGAGAUCACACACCUGAAACGACGCUGCCACGAACUGAGCUGUGAGCUGGACUCCAGGUUUCCUGACAGAAGCACUGCAGAGGAGGAAGCGGAGCUGGCUGCACGGUGUGAGGCUGCAGAGCUUCUCAUCGAGGACCAGCACUGCAUGAUGCUUGCUGCACGUGGCGAGCUGCGAGCUGGCCGGGCACGAGCUUCAGCACUUGGACGGAGCCUCAGGGAAGAAGAGCGGCAUUUCUUAGAAGAGUUGAAACGACGCAGCCACAAGAUCACGCUGCUGAGUCGUGAACUGCAGCGGCAAAAUAUGACCACAACAACCCUGUACCACGAGCUCCACACCGCACGAUUAAAACUGUUCCAACAACGGCAGAGCACAGAGAACCCAGCCGAGAGGAAAGAGGAAGCCAAAGUGAGGGAGGAGGAAGGAGGAGAGGAAGAUGAAGAUGAGGAUGACGAUGAUGAGGAUUACGAGGGGGAGGGAUCAGACUGGCUUCUGUCUCCGCCUCCCCCAGCGUCCCCCACCCAAUCAGAGUUGAGACACAGGAGGCGUGUGAGUGUGAGGGAGGAGCGGGUGAGAGCGUGCGUCCCACAGGAGAGAGUGACAUCACCACAAAGGCCACACCCCAUGCCUGACCCCGCCCUUUUUUUGGUCCCACUCAGAUACCGGCUCCUUCGCUGGAACCGUCCAAUCAGAACGCAGGAAGGGGAGCAGCUAGAGGAUGAAUGGGAGGACAUAGAGGACAGCAGCGUACACAGGAGGGUGGACAUGGGGGCAGGAGAAGGAGAAACCGCCCUGUGAUGAAGAUGAUGAAAAUGGGGAGGUGAAGUCGUCUUCCAACAACAACCAGUGUCAUGUGACACUUGAUGCAGCUUCUGUAUCUAAUCCAGAACCCAGAUGAAAUGAGAGGGAUGUAAUGUUGUGGCUGUUUGUAGACUCGAGAGAGUAAGUUAGGUAUUUCUAGUUAGUUUUACAAAGAUGCGUGAUUAAAACUUCCACAUAGAUUAAUUGAAUUUGUCACAUUGAUUGUACAACACAUACUCUUGAAAUGCAAAGUUAUGGGUGGGUGAAUAAACAUACUAUUUGAUAUGGAUGCCUCUUGUUUUUAACACUGUUGGUCACAGCUCUGCCUGUGUGGCAGCCUGCUUUUUCACUGCACUAGCUGUAUUCCAGGUUCAGAAAGUCACUGUAGAGGGCUUAGUGACAUUUUGUAUGAUUUGCACUUUAUUAAACCCAUGCAAUGUGCCUAGGAAUGGCAACAAUG
Molecule: messenger RNA, 1656 nt
Organism: Sphaeramia orbicularis (orbiculate cardinalfish)
Lineage: Eukaryota; Metazoa; Chordata; Actinopteri; Kurtiformes; Apogonidae
Product: coiled-coil domain-containing protein 92-like
Exons: 4
Coding region: 300-1193 (297 amino acids)
Source: RefSeq, a predicted model, not a curated record